UAUCACGAACUAAUAAAAAUAUUAAUUUUACAGAAUCAUAAUACCCAGCAAAACAAACAACGAAAUUUGCGCCAAUUUUAAAAGCAGGUGAAUUCCAAAAUGCGGUUAUAGUGUUUCGGUGACAAGUGACUGAUCAAGUGCAUUAACAGAUAGGGCAUUAUAAACUGCAAUUCGACCAAUUUAUUUGAGAAAUUUAAAUUCAGAGAAUUUUUUUUGAUAACUGGGUUAACACAUUUGCAAUUUUGUUACUUUUUGCGAAGCAUCCGAUGUUAAAUGUAGCAGUAAGCUCUUUCACAUUAUGUGACUAGAGCUUCGUUCAUACGGUUUACAAACAAACUCUGUGAUCGAAAGUUUAUUAUAUUUUCUACAGGCAAUAUAUUGUAAAGUAGCCGCGAGACAGCAUAUCAUUUCUCUAAAAUGAACAUUCUUCCAAAAAAGAGUUGGCAUGUUCGGAACAAAGACAAUGUUGCCAAAGUACGUAAAGAUGAAGAAGAGGCAAGGCAGCAGGAGAAGGAACAAGCUCGACGGGCUGCUCUUGCUGAACAAGAAGCAAGGUUGGAUUUAUUAAGAAACCGGUCUCGAGGAAAAACUGCAAUUGAAGCUCAAAAAUCUGGUGAAACAAGUAGCCGAGCUUUGGUGCAGUUUGUUGCAGAGGGUAACAAACCUACAAAUCUAUUUGAAGAUAUUGAGAAAAAUGGGGUCAGUAUGACAGCCAAGAAUGCUGAAAAUGAGGAAGAGAAGAGAAAAGAGAAAGAAGAGGCUGAGAAGAAGAUUGGUUUGUUGACAUAUCUGGGGCAAGGUGCGGUAGAAACAUUAGAUGAUGAUAAAAAGCCAUGGUACUUCAAGGUACCUGACAGGCUGAAAGAAGAAGAUGGAAAAUCUAAACAGACUCCAGACCCGAAAAGAAAAGCUUACCUUGAUCCAUUGGAAGAGAUGAAGCAGCAUUUAUCAAAGAAGAAAAAGAAGAAGCACAAGUCACAUAAAGACAAAGAUCGAGUCAAAGACAAACAUUCGAAAACGUCAAAACAGUCUUCUACAGAAGACAAGCUUUCUCAAAUGAGAAAAGCACGAUUAGAACGGGAAGCCAAAGAAAAACAACGUUCAUUAGAUUUGUUAAAUAAACACUACGGUGUUAAACCAAAGAAAGAGGAAGCGCAUAAACAAUUUGAACCGAAGUAUAAUAAUCAAUUUAAUCCACACCUUGCACGUAAUAACAGAAGUGAUUUGUAACUUUUUCAUUGUUGGUAUAGACUUUAUAUCCAGUUACAUUUUAUAUAAAUAAAAUAAUCAAAUAUUGUGAUUAUAUUUGAAAUAAAGAAAAUAUUUCACUGUUCUGAUAUGAAACUUAAAAUAACUGGUACAAUAGAAAA
This is a messenger RNA of Ciona intestinalis (vase tunicate), 1370 nucleotides long. The record is from RefSeq and is a predicted model, not a curated record. NCBI's taxonomy places the organism in Eukaryota, Metazoa, Chordata, Ascidiacea, Phlebobranchia, Cionidae.